This is a messenger RNA of Xenopus tropicalis (tropical clawed frog), 3346 nucleotides long. RefSeq names its product solute carrier family 39 member 7 (gene slc39a7). The record is from RefSeq and is a predicted model, not a curated record. Gene Ontology annotation, molecular function: metal ion transmembrane transporter activity. The transcript has 8 exons. Lineage: Eukaryota; Metazoa; Chordata; Amphibia; Anura; Pipidae. Gene Ontology annotation, biological process: metal ion transport; transmembrane transport. The coding region runs from base 107 to 1483 and encodes 458 amino acids. Gene Ontology annotation, cellular component: membrane; Golgi apparatus.
CCGGUCUGUCUUUUCACGCGAUAUUUUGAACCGGAUAAUUGUGUGCCACGUAGAAGUGGGUACCGGUUUGGCGCACAGUGGUUAAAGGAGAAGCAGGGAAGGUAAAAUGGGUCGGUUUUCGUUGAAAAGUGGUGUUGGUUGUGCCUUAUUGGUAGCCAUUUUGAUGUUCUGUUGUUUGGCGCACACAGUCUUAUCCCAGUCACAGGGGGAUUUUCAUCAUGGCCAUAGUCAUGGUCACCAUGGACAUGGCCAUAGUCAUCAUGGACAUGAUUGCCAUGGACACAGUCAUUCCCAUCAUGGACAUAGUCAUGAGGAUCUUCACCAUGGCCAUAGCCAUGUUCAUCAUGGGCAUAGCCAUCAGGAUCACCAUGGACACAGCCAUGAGGAAAGCCAGCAAGGACAUAAUCAGGAUCAUAAAGAGCAGAGUCAUAUAGAAGUGGAGCGCACCAAAAGAGAGGCAGCAGCUGGAGAUAAUUUACUACAUGGUCAUGGGUCAAAAGAGAAAAUGGAACCUGUGCAACUCUGGACAUAUGCUAUAUGUGCCACACUCCUGAUAUCAGCUGCUCCCUUCUUCAUACUCUUCCUGAUACCUGUACAGUCUAAUAGCAGCCAGCACCAGUCCCUGCUCAAACUACUUCUGAGCUUUGCCUCAGGUGGGCUUCUUGGAGACGCCUUCUUGCACCUUAUCCCUCAUGCACUUGAGCCACAUUCUGUACACGAGGCAGUUGAAGAGCCUGAAGAAUCACAUGGUCAUGGACACUCUCAUGGUCAUAGCCACUCCCAGAUGAUGUCAGUUGGCCUUUGGGUCCUUGCUGGAAUCAUUGCCUUCCUUGUUGUUGAGAAGUUUGUGAGGCAUUUAAAAGGAGAACAUGGACAUGGUCAUGGACAUAGUCAUGCCGCAAAGGAAAGCUUAGUGGAUAAUGCAACAGAGAAGGAGGAGGAAAAAGACCUAGGGAAGGAUGGUGUGAGACACAGAAAGAAAGGAAGUAGUAAUGUGCAGAAAGGAAAAAACGGCAAAAAGGAACCACAAUCAGAAAUGACCGUUUCUGGCUAUUUAAAUCUUGCUGCUGAUUUCACACACAACUUCACUGAUGGACUAGCAAUUGGAGCCUCGUUCCUAGUCAGCAGCAGUGUUGGAAUUGUCACCACAAUCACAAUUCUCUUACAUGAAGUACCUCAUGAAAUUGGGGACUUUGCUAUCCUGGUGCAGAGUGGAUGCACGAAGAGGAAGGCAAUGAUGCUACAGCUCAGUACAGCUUUGGGAGCACUGGCAGGCACCGCUUGCUCACUCUUGGCAGAAGGAAUUGGGGAAGCUGCGACUUUAUGGAUCCUGCCAUUUACAGCAGGGGGAUUUAUUUAUAUUGCAACAGUUUCAGUAAUCCCAGAACUCCUGAAGGAUUCGCGCCCUUCUCAGUCCAUCCUUGAAACUUUUGGACUUCUCCUUGGGGUCGCUAUGAUGGUUCUUAUUGCACAGUUUGAGUAGUCACUCACUACAAGGUCAACAAACAGGGAAACAUGUCAUGGCAUUUUUGGGUCUUUGUUAGGAUGAGAUCAUGUGUCUUUCAGGGAUGUACCUUGGCCACCUAUAUUUUGCUAAAGAUUAUGUCUUAGUUAGAGAUUUGUGAUAUAACAUUUUACUGCCAUUAACUAGGCAGUUUUGAUGUCUUUAUACUGCAAUACUUUUAUGUCCUUUGGCUUCCACGAACCACAGUGAAGUACUGCAAAGCUUUUAAAGGGGAUAAUGCGCUGUCUAUAUCACGCUACAUUGUAAUAUAGACAGUGACAGUCUACUUCUCGCAACCUGGAAGACUGACUAAAAGGAGGCAUAAAUAAAGAUAAGUUCUGUACAAUAUAAAUAUAGUCUCCACCUGAAUCUUCUCUGCGGUUGCCAGGGACACACAACUGACAAAUUCCGGUUUCCAGGUUUCAAAGAAAAAAAAUACAUGUACAGGCACACAAAACACAGACCAACUGCAAACUACACUUUAGUAGAAGUUAAUAUCAUAGAACUCUAUGAUAUACAUUUGAAAUGCCAAGAUAGUUUUCAGCCCUUUUUGUUUUUUUUUAUUUUGGGACCAAAUCCUGCAAUCAUGAGACCCACCAUUUCUUUUAUUAGAUCAAUUGGGAUAGCUCAAUCAAUCUGCCUUUGCUAAUAUUAAAUGUGUUUUGUUUUUCUUAAAUUCUGUAAAUUAGAUUUAUUUUUAUAAUAAUAUUUGGGGGUUACACGAAAGUAAAUGCUGGAACUUUUAUCAGAUGAGUGAACUACAUUAUUGGGAUCAGAGCAGAUGUGUUUAUAUCUGAGCAAAAAUGAAAAUUGUAUAACUAGUAUGUAAUGGGAAGAAAAUAGAGGGACUUUCAUAAAUGUAUGCUUUAAAGGAGAAGGAAAGGCUAAUAAAGAAUUAAUCUCAAGCUGCAGGCAUACCUUCAGUUGUCUCAAUAGUGCCCUUAAGUCUCCCCAUAUUUCACCUGUUCAGAUGAUCAGAAGCCAAACAGGAAGAAAAAACGCUGAGCUGUGUAAAGAAAGUUCCCAUAAUGCCUCACUCCUGCACUGAGACCAAGUGUACAUUCUCAGUUAGUUAGACUAUGAGUCAGCUUCCUGCUGAUUGGCUCAGAUCCACAUUCCUAAGGAGGGGGUGGGAGCAGGAGAGAGCAGAGAGCUGCGUGUCUCUGGCACAUGAAUUACAGACGCAAGAAAUCUUUUGACAGAAGUCAGUGCAGCAUUUCUGUGAGUGCUUAUGGCUGUAUUUACAUAGACCUUUCUGAUAAAGCUUACUUAGUUUUUACCUUUCUUUCUCUUUUAACAAAAAUGUGGUGUUUCUGUGUCGGUGUAGCAGUAUUUGGGAUGACUGGUGUGUGGUUAUCUAUUAUUUGCUACCUUUCUGCAUUCCUAAAUAUCAGGAGUCAUUGUUACAGAUUAGUGUAAUGUUUACUUCCUCACAAAUCACUCUUUCAUAAUGAUUCUAAACCAGCAAACUCUAUAGGUUUGCUGUUUUUUAUGUUUUUGCAGGUGUGUUAUAGGGCAUAGGGAGGUUUUAACCAUUCUCCUACCCUGUCUUUUGAGUUGUCUAAACAUGUCCAAAUGACUACAAAGAUACUGCACCAGCACUUGUCAGUUGGUACCUAAAAAUGUGUACCAGAGAAUUUGUAGGUGAGAAUCUUGCUUUCAGGCAAUUCUUAUAGUGACCAGUAGAGGGCAGUUUUGUAUGUGUUGGUCCUGGAUGUUGGGGCUACUAAAAAACACAGUAGGCUACAUUCCCUAAUUCUUCAUGUCUGCCAUUGCCCUUAAAGGAUUUUUCAAAUUGUUUGUAAGAAAAUACCGCUAAUAAAGUUUAAAACAAAAAUGAAA